CCCAAACACACCCUACUGCCAUCACCCUCCUCUUCCCUCAGGCACCAAGGCCAAGAAUAAAGGCCAGGAGAGUCUAAGGCGCUCUCUAUAUAGCGCGCUGCUUGGGACACGUGACCAGAAUUCGAACGACAGGCGCGAGAGCAACUCCACCCCUCCCUUCCCCAACCGGCACAGGCCGUUAGGGGGAUGAGUCAGGAGAAGCCCAGGGUAUUGGCUGUCGGAGGCACGAGACCGGCAUUCCAAACGUCGGGCGCGAGUCACUCUUCGGAAUCUCCGCCCCUUCUUUACAGCGUUUGCGCCACUUGUCCGGCCUGUGCGCUGCCCGCCAGUCAGCCGGCAGUCGGGCUCCGGAUGGGUGUGGAAAAAUGGCAAAGAGAAUUGCAGAGAAGGAGUUGACUGACAGAAAUUGGGAUCAGGAGGAUGAAACUGAGGAGGUGGGAACUUUCUCAGUGGCUAGUGAAGAAGUCCUGAAGAACAGAGCUAUUAAGAAAGCAAAGCGCAGAAAUGUUGGGUUUGAGUCUGACAAUGGAGGAGCUUUUAAAGGGUUUAAAGGUUUUGUUUUACCUUCUGGAAAAGGAGGUGGUGGCUUCACUGGAUUUGGUAAUGGUACAGAAAUGAAAUCUUUAGGAGGGCUGUCCAAUGGAAGCAGUGGUAUUUCUAGUACUCCCUCUUUCACUAGUGUAAAGACUGUUUCUGAAGUACAGCCUGCAUUUGUAGGAUCCGUGACAUCAAAUGGUCCCACCACCACACUGGUUGAGAAAAAGGCUUCAGGCACAAAAGUUAAUGGUGACAGUCAACAAUCUUCAUCUUCUGGUUACACUCAAAAUAAAAUGUGCAGCUCUAGUGUUUAUCACAAACAGUUAGCAGCUCUAAACUGUUCUGUGCGUGACUGGAUAGUAAAGCAUGUAAACACAAAUCCACUCUGUGAUCUGACACCCAUAUUUAGAGACUAUGAGAAAUAUUUAGCAAGCAUUGAACAACAUCAUGGAAGCAGUAGUGAUAGUGGCUCUGAAAAUGAAAGCAACAAAACAACUGGAACUCAGUCUGUUCCUACGUUUGGGACUUCGAAACUUCAGCAAGGAUCAACGUUUUUGUUUAACAGCAACAAAACUGAGGAUGAAUCAGACAAGAAAACUGAAUCUACAUCGGAAAAGAACAGGGAAUCGCCAUUAGGAGUUGCAUCAAAUGUCUCAUUUAACUUUGGCAAGAAUGUUGAUAGUUCUGUUUUGGGUUCACUUGGUUCUGGCACACUAACUAGUUUUUCAUUCUCCCCUGGGAAUUCGGGUGUAUUUGGAAAAGAUGCAAAGCAGGGAAAGUCUGUCUCCACGCUUUCCACCAGGGUAUUGGAAGCUCAGACAGAAAGUGGAAGUAGUGAGGAUAAAGGAGGAGAUGAAGAGGAAGAGCCACCAAAAACAGUUGUUAAUGAGGUAAAAGAAGAUGAUGCCUUCUACUCGAAGAAGUGCAAACUGUUCUACAAAAAAGAUAAUGAAUUUAAAGAAAAGGGUGUAGGAACGCUGCAUUUAAAACCUGCAGGAAAUGAAAAAACUCAACUGCUGGUACGAGCAGACACCAAUUUAGGUAACAUACUAUUGAAUGUGUUGGUUCCGCCCAAGAUGCCAUGCACAAGAACGGGAAAAAACAACGUUCUUAUAGUCUGUGUUCCCAAUCCACCAAUUGAUGAGAAGAAUUCCACUGUCCCUAUCACUAUGUUAAUAAGAGUGAAAACAAGUGAGGAUGCAGAUGAGUUGCACAAAAUUUUACUGGAGAAAAAGGAGGCCUAAAAAUAUUGCAGUCAAAUGCUCUGAGAAAUUACUGCUAAACUGCUGCUACUCAUUUCUUUUUAACUGCUUAACUCUCUACUCUGACAUUCUA
Molecule: messenger RNA, 1872 nt
Organism: Chelonoidis abingdonii (Abingdon island giant tortoise)
Lineage: Eukaryota; Metazoa; Chordata; Testudines; Testudinidae
Gene: NUP50
Product: nucleoporin 50
Biological process (GO): protein import into nucleus
Cellular component (GO): nuclear pore
Source: RefSeq, a predicted model, not a curated record